CAGAAACAAUAUUGUUUCACGAGGUAACAGGUACUUGAUUUUGGUUCAUAAGGAUGGUUUUUGAUUCGUUGCAUCAUUCAUGUCUCUUUCCAACUAAAAUUCACUAUUUUUAUCACGUGUUUCCCAAAAAAAAAAAACUAUACAACAAUAAGCUAUACACCCCCUGAUAACGUCGUAUUUGCACAUGUUUGCACCCUCGAUUCUUGAUCAUUUUGGCUUGAGUUUUUGCUUUCUUGGACUAUUUUAUGCUAGUUUGUGUUCCUUUGUCACAUUUCAGGUCCUAUCAUGUAAAUUGAAGCAAAGGCGCAAGUUUCAAGUCAAUCGGAGAUCAUUUUGCAAUUCGGGAGAAGAAACACGAGCAUGACCAGAGGAAUAAUGGAUUUCUACCUCAUAUUAUGGACAAAUUAUCAUGGAAGUUUGUUAUGAAAAGAAAGAGGACUAGACUACGAGCGUUUGGGUUCAAACGGCGACUGAUUUGGAGUCCGGACGAGGGAGAAACGAAGCUUUGAACAUGAGCGGAGGAAGAAUUACGGGCAGGAGAACUACGACCGUAAUUUGGCCUCCCAUGCCCGUAUUUUCAUUGCCGAGAGGAGCUUUGGGUGCACUGAAACUUAACCAAAACGCGUGUUUUGGGCAAAAUACGGGCAUGGAAGAAUUACGACCGUAAUUCAGCCCGUAAUUCGCCCAGAAUCGGGUUUUUGAGGCAGAUUCGAGCCAAAGGAAAGGGAGAGCUGGGUUUUGGAUCCCAAACACCCAAGGGACGAACCCUAGAGAGAGAGAGCGACUUGGGAACAUUCUUGGAGCUAUUUUGGAGGAUUUCUUCGCCAUUAGAGCUCGGGAAUCAAGCUUGGAGAUGGAGAUUGAAGAUCUAGAUCAGAUUUCUGCAGUCUCUCUCUUCUCUAUGGAGUAACUUCCCUUCACUUAGGUUUUGAGGAGCCCUAGUUCCAUGAGUUAGGAUCUUUCUUGUAUGAAGUUUUGGAUGCUAUAUUGUUUGAUUAUAAUCGAAUGAUGCAUGUUUAUUGAGUCAAUUGAAGUCUGAUCAACUUUUCCUGAUUUCUGCUGCAACCUGAGAUAGAUAGAAUCUGAUUAGGUUGUUAGAGCCUCAUCAUUCGAUAGUAGGAGAUUGGCUAUACGAGAGUUAGUCAGUUUACUGCUUUGUACUGGAAUCCAAUUCCAGUAGUGGAGUUCUGUGCUUAUUGCUUCAGCUUUCUAUCCCGGUGAAGACUAGUCGUCUGCCGGAUAGUUAGACUGAGAGAGCUUGGUCAGCUUAAGAGAUUCCAAACUACUGUCGGAUCUUCCGCAGUUUAAUCAACAGUAAAACAACCAAAAGGAAUUACAACUUGGACCUAAUUGAGGAGCUAGGGGGAAUCAUACCUAAGUGAGUUCCCAACUUGUAAUUAGUAGAGUAGUCAGUAGAGUAGUUUAUAAAUCCAUCCUUAAUCUAGUUUGCUAGAUAAUGAACUGAAGCUGAGUAAUAGUAACUCUAGAGACUAGUGGAUUCGAUAUUUAUUACUUGUGCCACUAUACUGCAGUCCCUUUCAUUGGUUACACUUGGCCAUUGUUAGGUGUUGUGUUUUAGCGUGUUAAGUUUUUGGCGCCGUUGCCGGGGAAUUUCUAGAUUAUUAGGAAAGACAGAAGUUUGUUACUUUAGCGUUUUUCUUUUGUUUUCCGCCCUUGCUUUUCACUUGGGUGUUUUUUUUUUGUUUUGUUGGUGCAGAUCUGAAUCAUGGAUCCUAAUGGCUUCUCCAACCAUUGGGGGUAUCCACCACCAUCCGAGUGGUAUUACCCCGAGACUCCCUGGAGCAAUCAAGGAGGAGAAGACUAUGGAUUCGGUUUCCAGUACCAACCCCCUUACUACGGAGAACAAUCAGACCCCUGGGCAUAUCAAGAACAACCUCAUUACCAAGAAGACUUUCUCCCACAACCAGAAGGGCCAUCGGAGCUGGAGUUACCCAUGGCGGCCUUCACGGGCCACCUGCAGAGCCAUGCUACACUUCACUGGAAGAUCCGAACAAACAAUUAAGCCUUCUCGUGGAGCAGUUUGCUCGAGACACUGAGAGAUCAUGCUCCAAGAUGGAUCUUCAAAUCAAAGCCCUUGCCUCUUCCGAUCCCUCAUUUCUCCAUGAUAUGGAGGAGACUGUUCAGCACUCACCGAAGCAAAUAGAGUGGGUGGAGCAAGUUUGCUCACAUCUUGCUCAAGAUCACCUUUCUGCUACUACGCUAGAAGAGGUGGAGGAGGACAAAGGCUACGGGAGUGUUGAGGAGCAUACAGAAGUUAUCACAGAGAACUCCCAUGAUGAUCAUGAUCAGGAAAGUCCUUUGGUUGCAGAUCACAUCUUUCCACAUUUAUGCUCUAACAUGCUGGGCCCGUGCGAGGAGAUGCAAGAUGAUCCCAUUGAAGAAAUUGCUUGGCGACUUGCUCUCCAAUCUGUUCUAGAAGAAGAAGAGCGAGCAAGGAUGAGGAAGGAAGUUGUGGAGGAUGAGGAAGAAAGAAAAGAAGAGGUGGUUCUUGAUCUUUUCCCAGGGGAGAGACCACAUUUUGAAGAAGGAAGGGGGGUUGAGGAAGCAAUUGGCGUCCAGGCUGAGGAUGAAGUUGAGGCGGAAGAGGCAUGCACCGGCCAUGAGUUACAAGUAAUAUCCCCACCAAACUUUGAGGAACUGCUUAGCAAGGACCCAUUUGCAGUGUCUCUUUGCCAGACCAAGGCCACAUCAACAUCGGUCCCUCUUGGUGGACGCGAUGGUGGUCAGUCAAUGCUGUCAUAUCUGGUUUGGGGCAAUGAGACGAGUGAGGAAGAAAAGAAGAGGUCUCAUGGAUGGAGACUUCAUCCGCAUCCAGUGCACGAGCUCCCCUCACCUGUCAUAUCACAUGCUCGUGACUUGAGACUCCACCUCAUCGACGAGAACCUCAACUUCAAGGAGGUUCUAGCAUAGACCGAAACUUAGGAGCCAUCGUCUGGCUCACGACGUGAAAGAAGCGCUUGUUGGGAGGCAACCCAACCAGUCGGUUUGCAUUUCUUUCUCUAUUUCUCCUCGGUUGAGUCAGUUUUUUUAUUUGAUUUUAGAGUCAAUAACUCAACCUUUGUGAGAUUUUGUGUGGUGUUUGCGUUCUGAUUACUCUCUCUUCCUGGAAUGCACCGCCUGACCCGUCCAUCAUCAUUCACCCUUGAUCUGGUAACUUCGUUCUACCCUCCUUAUCUUUCCUCCAUUGAGGACAAUGUCGUGCUUAAGUGUGGGGGGGUGUUCAAUUAUGUAUGCGUGUGAAUGUUUGGCUGUAUGUGUGUGCUUGGAGCCUAGUCCGCUGUCCAAAUCUCGAGAUUUGAGGGCUCCAAGUACUGUUGUUUGCUUGUUCGUAUUGGCACUGUGUAUUUGAUUGGUGAAUCGAAUGUGCUUUGGAAUUAAUGCAUGACAACCUGAUUAUAACUAGGACAACCUAUAAUGAUGACUAAGACAUGCAGUAGAGUUGUGUAGGGGUUCAGUUUUUCAACUGUUUGCUUACCAACUGUGACUUGGAUUGAUCACUUUUUCUUGACAGUCGUUUUUGCAUCUAGUUCAGGGAAUCAGAAUGUGAGAUAGAGCAUAUAGGUAGCCAUGUGAGAUUUGAGCCUGCUCGUUUCUUUCUUGUGCGAUAGAUCCCUCUUCCAUGAUGUGUAGCAUUCACGUUGUCACUAGCUAAGAUGAUGGGGGCAUAGGAUUAGCCCACGACCAAAUUGACUGUCCUGAUGUGUCAUAUCCCCUAGUCAGCCCCUUUGAGCCGUGUGUUAUCCUUUCUUUUGGUCUACAAUGAAAAAUCACCCUUUUGCAUCUUUUAGAAGGUUCCACGGAGUGGUUUUUACAUGUUCUCUACUGUUUCUGCUAAAUUUAAUGUGAGUGUUGGAGGUAGUGCUUAAAAGUUGGGCAUGUGUUUGAAAUAUGUGCAGAAGUGGUGGCUCUCUUAAGAAAUGAAAAGAAAAUGAAAGAAAAAACAAAGAAAAAUUGAAAGCAAAAGAGAGCCACUACCAAAAAUCUGAAUAAUGCCCAUUAAGUAGUGUUUCUUAGCAGUCUGGCUUGGAAAUGCUGACAUUUAUACCUCCUUCGCUCUUGUGCUCUUGAGAUAUUGAGUAAUGUAGAAUAGCAGAAAGGAAAUACUGGUUUGUUUGAUUGUGAUUGUGUGGGUUUGGAAAUGUGGAACCUUGUGCUAUGAAUACUUCCACCACCUAAAAGGCCUUUUCCCCAUGUCCAAGACCCUAGCCAGUCAUCUGAACCUGUGUCUAAGAACUCUGGAUUAGUUAGUGGUGACACCCCAUAUGUGAACUCUAACAUUUAGAGGCUGCCUUCAUGGUGAAGAGACGUUAGGGAUUGAGGAGAAUAAGCAUGCGCAUUUUUCGCAUCAAAUUGUCCUGACCCCACUGGUCGAGAGUGAGCGAUUCAUUUUCUCAUAUUAUCUAUGAUCUUUACCCCGGUGAGGACCUAGAUUGCUCGGUCUCAAUUCUGAUAUCUUGAGUUUUGUGCAUGAGGUGACUGUCUUGAGUAAGUGGUUGAGUCAAGUCUAUGUUGGUUGAUAAACAGAAGGGAGACUCCUCCUUUACUCGAUUUUGCUGCACUCGAAUGUUGUCUGUGGUGGUUGUCCAGGUUGCGGUUGAAGCUGUUCAUGUGUUGAUGUCUAAAAGCAGUAUGAUUCCCGUGUUUUGUGCCGAUAUGAUAUGUCCCCAAGAGUUUCAUGAUUGAAAUGUGUUGAGCUUUCCUUGUAUCUGACUUCGUUUGCUUGGGGACAAGCAAACGGUUAAGUGUGGGGGAAUUUAAUAACGUCGUAUUUGCACAUGUUUGCACCCUCGUUUCUUGAUCAUUUUGGCUUGAGUUUUUGCUUUCUUGGACUAUUUUAUGCUAGUUUGUGUUCCUUUGUCACAUUUCAGGUCCUAUUAUGUAAAUUGAAGCAAAGGCGCAAGUUUCAAGUCAAUCGGAGAUCAUUUGCAAUUCGGGAGAAGAAACACGAGCAUGACCUGAGGAAUAAUGGAUUUCUACCUCAUAUUAUGGACAAAUUAUCAUGGAAGUUUGUUAUGAAAAGAAAGAGGAUGAGACUACGAGCGUCUGGGUUCAAACGGCGACUGAUUUGGAGUCCGGACGAGGGAGAAACGAAGCUUUGAACAGGAGCGGAGGAAGAAUUACGGGCAGGAGAAUUACGACCGUAAUUUGGCCUCCCAUGCCCGUAUUUUCACUGUCGAGAGGAGCUUUGGGUGCACUGAAACUUAACCAAAAUGCGUGUUUUGGGCAAAAUACGGGCAUGGAAGAAUUACGACCGUAAUUCAGCCCGUAAUUCGCCCAGAAUCGGGUUUUUGACGCAGAUUCGAGCCAAAGGAAAGGGAGAGCUGGGUUUUGGAUCCCAAACACCCAAGGGACGAACCCUAGAGAGAGAGAGAGAGCGACUUGGGAACAUUCUUGGAGCUAUUUUGGAGGAUUUCUUUGCCAUUGGAGCUCGGGAAUCAAGCUUGGAGAUGGAGAUUGAAGAUCUAGAUCAGAUUUCUGCAGUCUCUCUCUUCUCUAUGGAGUAACUUCCCUUCACUUAGGUUUUGAGGAGCCCUAGUUCCAUGAGUUAGGAUCUUUCUUGUAUGAAGUUUUGGAUGCUAUAUUGUUUGAUUAUAAUCGAAUGAUGCAUGUUUAUUGAGUCAAUUGAAGUCUGAUCAACUUUUCCUGAUUUCUGCUGCAACCUAAGAUAGAUAGAAUCUGAUUAGGUUGUUAGAGCCUCAUCAUUCGGUAGUAGGAGAUUGGCUAUACGAGAGUUAGUCAGUUUACUGCUUUGUACUGGAAUCCAAUUCCAGUAGUGGAGUUCUGUGCUUAUUGCUUCAGCUUUCUAUCCCGGUAAAGACUAGUCGUCUGCCGGAUAGUUAGACUGAGAGGGCUUGGUCAGCUUAAGAGAUUCCAAGCUACUAUCGGAUCUUCCGCAGUUUAAUCAACAGUAAAACAACCAAAAGGAAUUACAACUUGGACCUAAUUGAGGAGCUAGGGGGAAUCAUACCUAAGUGAGUUCCCAACUUGUAAUUAGUAGAGUAGUCAGUGGAGUAGUUUAUAAAUCCAUCCUUAAUCUAGUUUGCUAGAUAAUGAACUGAAGCUGAGUAA
Molecule: messenger RNA, 6090 nt
Organism: Linum trigynum
Lineage: Eukaryota; Viridiplantae; Streptophyta; Magnoliopsida; Malpighiales; Linaceae
Source: the annotation of a GenBank genome assembly